Molecule: messenger RNA, 528 nt
Organism: Prunus armeniaca (apricot)
Lineage: Eukaryota; Viridiplantae; Streptophyta; Magnoliopsida; Rosales; Rosaceae
Source: the annotation of a GenBank genome assembly
AUGCAGCGGCGGGAGGAAGAGGAAAGAAAAAAAGAUGGAGAGAAACAGAAGAAAGAAGGGAUGUCGGCUGGGGUGGGAGAAAAGAAAAAGAAAAGAAGAAUUGUAAUAAAUAAUACAAUUAUACACACAUUACACAAGAAGGCACAUCAGUCCAGUGGCAAUUUAAUGAAAUCGGUCCGGUUCGGGUUUCGCCGGUUUAAAAAAAUUCAAACCGGUUCACACUCGGGUCGGCAGACCAACCCGCCAAAACCGGUCCGGUUCGGCUGGUUCGGUCGGCGUUUCUUGCCAUUAGAGUUCGGUUUUGAUCCAACACGUAUAGGACAUGCACUUGAACCUGGAAGAGUUACAUUUGAUGAGAAAACGAUAGUGAGAAUGACAAUUCAAGAUGCUCAACUCCCUUUCACUUAUGUAUGUGGCGCCGCCUUCGCCAGCUACUUUGCCGGCAACCUUUCUCAGAUGGGAACACUCUUCCCUCCAAAGGAAAAAGUGCUUAUUUAUGGAGAUGGUAACAUUAAAGGCAAAAAUUAA